GUAGUAAAUAAUAAAAUGGCUGGAAUUUCAGUUUUUGGUGAUUUGAGAGUUCGAAAUCGGUCAGUCGAUGAAAUUUCUUCCUACGGUGACGGUACAAUGAAUGUAUGGCAAACACUUGAAGUAAUUUCGGGAAAUAAUUUGCGAAAGAAAUACCAUUACGAGGGUUAUAGUGAUGUGGAAAAUGUUUUAAGGACUUUAACAACUUCGUCACAUCGAAGAGAUAGUUUUGUGGAUAAAGUUAAUACACCAGAAGAUUCAAAGAGGAAUGAUUAUGGUGAUGGAGGUGAUAGUGGGAAGCCAUCACGAUCUGAUCAAGCGAAUGCAUCAGAUGCAGUGAAUGCAACGAAAAAUAAUGGAGGUGGAACAAAAAAACGAGGGCGUGGAAAAAGUGUCAAAUCUAAGAAGAAAGCUGUGAAGUUACCACCAGGAGUACCACCAGAAGAAAGUGAAAUGAUAGUUCUAUCGUUGGAUUGUACAGAUUUGGUGAAGUGCAGCUUUAAUAUUCCAAGAAUUUCGGCUAGAUUGGAAAGAUUGAUGGGUACAAAUGUUGUUAGACUUACCGACAGGAAAUACAUGAAGGAACUAAGAGAACGAAUAGAUGAAGACUAUCGGAUGCAACUUACAAAUCGGAUAAAGAACAGAGAGAUCAAAGAGUUGGAACGUGAACGCAAUCUUAUUCUUGAUGGCAAGACUGAUGCUAUACCCGAAGAACUGUCAGCUGAUCCAAUAUUUGUUGUCAACAGAAGAGCAAACAUUGAAAUUGUCAAGCGUCGUGCAAAGCUCAAAACAAACCGUGAGAAAAAUGCAGAACGUCUGUUGCGUCAAGGCUUGAAAUGGGAACGAGAACGCUCCCGGCACGAGGAGCAAGAGAGACAGAAACAAAAGGAAUUGGAAAGGAUAAAGAAGGAACAGCAGGCUUUGGAGGACCAGUAUAUUGAGGAGGAUGCACAACGUGGUCUGGAUUUGUUGAGAAUCAAUGACACCGAAUGGCAAGAUUGUGAACAAAAUUUACGUGAAUUCCUCGAAACCGAACGAAAUAAGAUGAAAGAAAGAUCAUUCCGUAUUCCGAAACCAUAUUCAAGCGAUCCACAAGAUAUUCAAAAUAUUGUUCGAGCUCGAAAGAAAUUCCGUGAAACCGAAAAGAGAAUCCGAAAUCAGCUGGAACGAUCUUUCAGUGAUAAAUCACAGCGGACAGUUGAAAACUUUGGUAGUAAAGUAGCCAUGUUAGUAUCAGCUGUUGAAGCAUUUGCAUCUUCACUUCAAAGACCUCCCGACGAAGCGGAAUCUUCGGUUUCGGUUUAUUUGGGUGAUGAUGAUGCAUCAGGAAUUCCAAGCAGUUCUGGAAGUUCGCAACGUAUAUCACCAAUUACCAACAUAAAAGAAGAAAAACAACAAGAAAUGCAAUCACAAAUGGAAUCUGAUGUUCAAAAAGGAUAUUUAGUCACUAGCAAUCAACAUGGUAAUCUUCGAUAUUAUGAUAUGCAAAUUGCUAAACUUCGAGAAGCAACGAACAUUCGAGAACUCUAUCAAAUAGCUGAAAAGAUAAUAAUUGGUGAAGUGGAAGAAUUGAUGGGAACUGAAGAGGUUGAAAUUGAGGAAGAGGACAAUGACGUCAUUUGAUAAGGUUUAAUCGAACUCCUGUUGACGAUUGUGGUAGCUUUUUUUUUUUUGAUACAAUUUUUGCAAAUUGCUAAAUAAAUUAAAAUUGUUUUCGCAAUAAAAACGUUA
This is a messenger RNA of Episyrphus balteatus (marmalade hoverfly), 1728 nucleotides long. Its product is annotated as cilia- and flagella-associated protein 45. The record is from RefSeq and is a predicted model, not a curated record. NCBI's taxonomy places the organism in Eukaryota, Metazoa, Arthropoda, Insecta, Diptera, Syrphidae. The transcript has 8 exons. Bases 16 to 1620 code for a protein of 534 amino acids.